Messenger RNA from Geodia barretti, 3057 nucleotides. NCBI's taxonomy places the organism in Eukaryota, Metazoa, Porifera, Demospongiae, Tetractinellida, Geodiidae. The record is from the annotation of a GenBank genome assembly.
GUGAAUGGAGUCAUGUCGUUUGGAGAACAAUUCCCAGUUUACUCUCCAGAGCUUUUUCCGGGGACAACUGCCACCGUUCACUUUGGCUACCUCGUGGCCCCUUACUGGGUGGACGGGGACCUGCGAAGAGGGGGCAACAUUACCUGGGAGAUUCUGACCUCCGGUGGGAGCGAAAUAGCCGAUCAGUACCUCGGCCAAGUCUCUCAGUUUAUUGAAGUCCAGCAGAACGCAACUUUUGUCGGUAACUGGAUGUUGAUGGUCAAUUACAUGCGGGUUCCUCCCUUUCUCUCGUCGUUCCCAACUAACACCUUCCAAGCUGUGUUGAUCACCAACGGCACAAACUCCUACGCAGUCUUCACUUAUGAAUGCCCGGAGGUGCAGUGGGGCAACUAUGCCACGAUUGGUUUCAACGCUGGGGGAACAUACUUUGAGAAUCACGAGUUCAGCGGCUCAACGGAUGCUCCCACAAUCGAUUGCAUCGCAGAGCCCGAGUUAGUGAGUAACCUGGUCUACGAUUUGGUACCCAGCCCCGGAGAUGUCCAAUGUACCACGUCCACUCCGGAACCUCCCAGCUCACUGGAAACAUGCAGAGGGUCUGGGUAUGAGACGUGCUGUGCAUCGACCUGUGCGAGCACCACAAUCGAGUGCUUCUGCGACCCAACCUGCCACUUCUUCGGUGACUGCUGCAGAGACAUUGAUGAAUUAUGCCCGAUGGGAGACUUUACGUGGUGUGUAGGAGAAACUUACCUCCUCUUUGCCAACUCUUACCACAUCAAUCGCGUGUCUGUCAACGGAUCAAGCUUUGAGAUUCUCUACAGCGAGCAGUUCUCUGGGGGGAUUGUUGCAUUGGACUAUGACUACAGAGAUGACAUGAUGUACUGGUCCAAUAUUAAUCAAGGAGCACUCAGCCGGGCUUAUCUGAAUGGAUCAAAUCCUGAACUGCUAUACAACACCAGUGACCCUUCUAUCUACGAUCUUGCGGUGGACUGGGUAAACGGGAAGCUAUACUGGACUGAGGACACCAGGGGAGAAGUUCUAGUCCUAGACCUCCAGACUCGCCUCAAACGAACGUUGAUUGCCAACUAUGAUACUGCCACCACCAGAGCAAUCGUUGUCGACCCAACCACCAAAUACAUGUACUGGACUGACUGGGGAGACGAAGCACGAAUCGAGCGUGCAGGGAUGGACGGUACCAAUCGUUCCAUCCUCCACAACACAAACCUAGUCUGGCCCAACGGACUGACUCUCGACAUUCCCGGCCAAAAGAUCUACUGGAUUGAUGCCAGUCUAGACACCAUCGAGUUCUCCUUCACGGACGGAAGUGGACGAACGCUACUCGAUAGGCAAGACGACGUCAUUUUUCAUCCGUUUAGCCUCACGUUUGCCGACGAUUUCCUCUUCUGGAGUGACUGGGUGCAGUUGACAAUCUUUACCACUCACAGAGACCGGCCCAAUGACAACAUAGUCCAACUGGAUCUGUUCACUCCUCUCAUAUAUCCUCCCCACGGAAUUGAGGCUGUCACUCCUGACAGACAGCCACAAGUUGAGAACCCGUGUGACAGUGCCAGCUGCAACUCAUCCUCAAUGUGUCUGCUGAGUCCAACUAGCCCCGAUGGAUAUACGUGCGUGUGUGCUGAUGAUGUCCCUGACUGCAUUGAUAGUGAACCAACUCCACUGCCCACUACACCACCUCUUUCUCCAAUAGGAUCGUGUAUAGUAGCAGGGUACACGAGCUGCUGUGAAGAGGGUGUGUGUCGCGGAAAGGAUAUAGUGAAUGGAGGUCCUGCGUCUUGUACCUGUGACCUGCAGUGUGCGGAGAUUGGUACUUGCUGCAGUGAUGUUGUCAUCACCUGCCCUGAUGUUCACAGGUUGUGUAAGGCAGCCGGCCUCACGCAGUGCUGCCCACCUGGCUCCGGGUGUACCAAUAUCUUCCACUACUGCUCCUGUGAUGCUGACUGCUCCGUUACCGGCAACUGCUGCCAGGACACUUUGAGUAUCUGCCCCAAUGCAACAUUCCCAACAUCUACACCAACACCAACAUCAACGUCAAUACCAACACCAACUACUAAUACUCCUACUGCACCGCCCACCACUACAUCAGUUACCACACCAGCUACAACUCCACCACCAACUCCUCCAAUCACAGAGGUUCCUGGGAGUGUGAUAAGUGUUCAGGUAGUCAGCACAUCAGACACUUCACUCGGAAUCAGUUGGGAGGCCCCUUCGUCGGGAGGUCAUCUCGACUACUACAAAUUGACAAUUGUAGACAUUGCCUCCGAUGUGACUCUGGAAAUUAGGGACACUGACGCUAUCUCUGUCGACAUACCAGAGCUACAGCCAGAGGUUCCCUAUCACGUGUCUGUGGAAGCUGUCAACAACCUGGGAGCUGGUGACUCUGUAUCCACUACAGCUUUCACCAGAGAAGGCACUCCAUCAGUAGCCCCAGUGCCGUCAAUAGUAUGGCUAAGCUCGACGGAAAUGGUGGUUUCAUGGUCUCCUAUAUCACUGGUGGAAGCUCGCGGAUUCCCCACUGGCUACAUAGUCACCUACACCAGCUCUCCUGGCAAAAGGAGAAGGAAGAGACAGGGGAGUGAGGGAGGAACUAUAACCGUUUCGAAGGACGAGACCUCAGUUAACAUCGAUGAACUGGAUUCUGAUAGACAGUAUUCGGUGUCGGUUGCAGCUACAACUGCAGCUGGUACUGGCGUGGCUAGCGACCCUGUCACUGCUCCUAGUGCAGGAACACUGUUUCAGCUACACUUGCUUGACAUACCAAGCUGCGACGAAUGGCAUUCAGCGCCUGAUGGGGCGAGAGCAUCUUCAAUUGUCUCCAACAUCCUGUCUCACGUGAAGGAAGAAUGCAACGCCUGUGACCUGCAAGUUGAAGAUAUAACAGACAGGGAGAUAAGAUUGACGUGUGACAGCGACCCAGUAAGUGCCACUUUCAGAGCUAUUCUCCUGGGAGAUCCCGUUGAAAACGAGCUCGUUACGACCAACCUCGAGAAAUGGGUCGAGGCAAACGCGGAUAUAAAUCUUGGCGAUUUCACUGUCAAACUA